AUGCAGUCCAUACGAUCUCUGCCGGUCCCGCGGGCGUGCCGCUGUGUGCGACCAGCACCUGCUCCUCGCUUUCCUGGAGGUCGGUCCCUGCCGAUAGCGCUCGGGAGACUGAGAGACCUUCAUACCUCUCCACCUCGAUCGAGCCAUGAGAACCCCCUCGGACUUCCUCGUCGGAAUGCUAAUCCUCCACCGACUAUGCCUCGCCGAGGUGCCCCACCCCAAAAGUCCCGUAUAAAAGGCGUGGAGAAGAUCAUUGUCGUCGCUUCGGGGAAAGGCGGCGUAGGGAAGUCUACCGUGGCCGCCAACCUCGCACUAUCGCUCCUGCACUCCCCGCCUGCUUCGAUGGGUCGAACUCCGAGGAUAGGGCUGCUGGAUCUGGAUAUCUUUGGGCCGAGCGUACCGAAGUUGAUGGGCCUGGAGGAUGCGGGCGCGCCCGAGCUGGGACCAGGGAACAAGCUCAUUCCGCUACAGAAUCACGGAGUGAAGACCAUGUCUAUCGGGUACCUCCUGCCUCCGAAUCCCGCACAUGACACCCCAGUAGCUUGGCGCGGAAUGAUGGUCAUGAAAGCCGUCCAGCAACUUCUAUUCGAUGUCGACUGGACCUCCUCGAAUGGAGAAGCACCGCUCGAUGCGCUGGUCAUUGACAUGCCGCCUGGGACUGGGGAUAUCCAGAUCAGUCUGGGCCAGCUCGUUUCCGUUGACGGCGCUGUAAUUGUCUCCACGCCACAGGAUGUUGCGCUGGUCGAUGCCAGAAAGGGAGUAGCAAUGUUCGAGAAGGUUGAUAUCCCGAUUAUUGGUCUCCUCCUCAACAUGUCCCACUACACCUGCACCUCCUGUUCCGUCCCCCACGAGCUCUUCGGCAGUUCCGCGAGCUUCGAGCGCGCAGCCUCUGAUCUACAAUUAGAUGUUCUGGGCAAGAUCCCACUCGUCACUCAGGUGAGCGAUGGCGGAGACGCAGGACGACCCGUCAUGGUUCAAAGCGGAAAGGAAGGCGGAGAGGUUCGUGAGACGAUGAAGAGUGUGGGAGAGGGCGUUUGGGAGUGGUUGGGCAGUAGAAAGACCGAUAGUGGACAAGUGGUAGGUACUAGGGGAUGA
Molecule: messenger RNA, 1095 nt
Organism: Dioszegia hungarica
Lineage: Eukaryota; Fungi; Basidiomycota; Tremellomycetes; Tremellales; Bulleribasidiaceae
Product: P-loop containing nucleoside triphosphate hydrolase protein
Exons: 7
Coding region: 1-1095 (364 amino acids)
Biological process (GO): iron-sulfur cluster assembly; mitochondrial respiratory chain complex I assembly
Cellular component (GO): mitochondrion
Molecular function (GO): 4 iron, 4 sulfur cluster binding; ATP-dependent FeS chaperone activity; ATP binding
Source: RefSeq, a predicted model, not a curated record